AGGAACUCAGCCUUCAAGGGAUUUGUAUGUUUUAUUUCAUCUAUUAAGAAUCGCUUAAGGCUCAAGUCAUCAUCAAAGUUUCCAUUGAUUCCUACUUUUCAAUUCCCUACACAAUCAUCUAGAUCUUUGAACAACAGAGAUGGAAGUUUCCGGCGCGGUUCUCCGACAGAUUCCAUUUGUUUCAGGUUCCGUUGCCGAUGGCCGUUACUCCGGUCUCCGAUUAGUAUCUGAAUUUUCCGGUAAUACGGGAACGGUAGGGUUUAGAACCAGGAAAGUUCGUGGGAUUGUUUGUAAUAGCGAGUUUGCGGAUAAAGGGCAUGUGAGUUACUAUAUAGAGCCAACGAGAUGCGGCGAGGAGAAAGAGAAGGAGAAGAUGAAGGUUAUGGAGAAGGAGAAGAAGGCGUUGAAGAAGAAGGCCAAGGUUCUUAAAAGUCUUUCUAAGAACUUGGAUAUGUUCUCUAGUUUAGGGUUUGGUCUUGAUCCUGAGGCUGGUUUGGUUGGUGAGAUUCAGACCAAGACAAUCUCGGAAGCAACAGAGAUAUUGGUUAAGCAGCUUGAGCAGUUGAAAGCAGAGGAGAAGCUAUUGAAGAAACAGAGGAAAGAAGAAAAGGCAAAAGCCAAGGCUAUGAAGAAGAUGACUGAAAUGGAUUCUGAAUCAUCUUCCUCGUCUGAAUCAAGUGACAGUGAUUGUGAUAAAGGCAAAGUUGUUGACAUGAGCUCUUUCAGAAACAAGGCUAAACCGAGUCUUGAGCCACUACAACCAGAAGCUACAGUAGCAACCCUUCUUAAAACCCAAGAGACUGUACUUCCUAAUAAGCUCGAAGAAGAUGCAACUUCUUGCAACAACAUCAGAGAAGCAUUGCAGAUUGCUCUGCAAACAUCCACAGUCUUUCCUUCCGUGGCCAAUCCUGGGCAGACAUUGAAGGCAGUAGAAGCGGUUGGAUUGCCAUUGAAGAGAGUAGAAGUUUGCAUGGGAGGGAAGUGUAAGAAAUUAGGAGGUGCUUUGUUGUUGGAUGAGUUUCAAAGGGCUAUGACGGGUUUUGAAGGAUCCGCUGUGGCUUGCAAGUGCAUGGGGAAGUGUCGUGAUGGUCCAAACGUUAGAGUUGUGAACGAGACUGAUGCUGUGAUGACUGAUUCAGUUAGGACACCGUCCAAGACCGUCUGUGUAGGAGUUGGAUUGCAGGAUGUGGAAACUAUUGUGACAAGUUUCUUUGAUGAAGAAUGUAGUAGGGAGGGACUAGGUUUUGUCUCAUAUUGAAAGUGUUUAAAUUGACUUAAGAAAUAUAUAUAGUGUGGUGGUUUCUUAUUGUACAUAUUGGUGUUCUAGAUAAUUCAUUGGUGUUAAUCUGUUGCGA
Molecule: messenger RNA, 1355 nt
Organism: Capsella rubella
Lineage: Eukaryota; Viridiplantae; Streptophyta; Magnoliopsida; Brassicales; Brassicaceae
Product: diacylglycerol O-acyltransferase 3, cytosolic
Exons: 2
Coding region: 140-1258 (372 amino acids)
Source: RefSeq, a predicted model, not a curated record